AUGGCCUCUCACCACAUGAUCACAGUCCAGCCCCACUUCUCAGCUGCCCCACGGGCAGGCGAGUGGCAGACGGGGCUGCUGGACUGCUGCUCUGACUUCAGCGUGUGUAUUUGUGGAGCCUUCUGCUUCGGCUGCCUGGGGUGCCAAGUGGCCGGGGCCAUGGACGAGUUCUGCCUGUGCAGCCCCAGCGUGGCCAUAAGGACGCUUUACCACACCAGAUACAACAUCCCGGGCUCCAUUCUGGGUGACUUCAUCUCUCUUGUGUGCUGCCCCAUGUGCGCGCUCUGCCAGCUGAAGAGAGACAUCAACCGGAGGAAGGAGCUGGGUGUAUUCUGGUAA
Athene cunicularia (burrowing owl) is the source of this 339-nucleotide messenger RNA. RefSeq names its product placenta-specific gene 8 protein-like. NCBI's taxonomy places the organism in Eukaryota, Metazoa, Chordata, Aves, Strigiformes, Strigidae. Gene Ontology annotation, biological process: positive regulation of transcription by RNA polymerase II. The record is from RefSeq and is a predicted model, not a curated record. The coding region runs from base 1 to 339 and encodes 112 amino acids. The transcript is spliced from 3 exons.